Molecule: messenger RNA, 441 nt
Organism: Nakaseomyces glabratus
Lineage: Eukaryota; Fungi; Ascomycota; Saccharomycetes; Saccharomycetales; Saccharomycetaceae
Gene: MRPL28
Product: mitochondrial 54S ribosomal protein mL40
Biological process (GO): mitochondrial translation
Molecular function (GO): structural constituent of ribosome
Source: RefSeq, a predicted model, not a curated record
AUGCUGAGAAACACUGUGGGGAAGAGCAAAACCAGUAUCGAACAAUUGAUGGCUAAGAGCCAGAUUGUGAGGUAUAAGCGUACCAAGAGCCAGGGUGGGCUUUCACCGCUUACACAGAGGGUAGUCACACAGCUGAGUGUGCUGUCGGCAGCCAGGAAGCAACCGAAGCUGCUAAAGCUCUCGAAGGAGGACCUAGUGAAACAUCAGACUAUAGAGAGAAGCUGGAAGCUAUAUCAGCAACAAAAGACCACUAGACAGUUGGCACAAUUGAAGCAACAGUAUUUGGCAAUGGAGGAGGCCAUGGAGACCCUGAAGUCCGUGAGCCCGGAGUUGUACGAAGAAGCAAACAUAUCAGAAGAAGGUAAGCAGUUCCCACUAGAUAUAAAGAUCACCACCGAUGCUCCACCAAACAAGAUAUGGCAUUACAAUUUCAAAAAGUAA